AUCUGAGAUUAAUUUUCAUUAUAUUUUUGUUCUGCUUCUAACUUUUACUUAUAAUCAACAAUGCCAAUAACUAAACAAAUUCAAAAAAAACACUUUUCCAAAUCACAAUAUAAAUCAAAUUCUAGAGCUCUAGAGUCUGCGUUAUCAUCGAAUUCAACGACAAAGCUAAAGAAAAAAAUUCGUGACCUUGAAAGGUACUUGAAAAAUCAAAAGCAAAAUGAUAAACAUAAUUCAACUCAAUUGGCCGAAAAUGAAAGAAUAUUAAACGCUUUGAAAAUAAAAUUACAAAAUCAAAAUCUUAAUUUAAAACAAAAACACUUGUUAAAAAAAUAUCAUAUGGUGAAAUUUUUUGAAAAAAAAAAGACCAUUAGGGUAUUAAAAAAAUCAAAUCAACAAUUGAUUGAUUUAAAAAAAAUAAAUAUAGACGACAAUCAAAUUAACCAAAUUGAAAACCAGUUGCUCAAUUCCAAAGUUGAUUUACUUUAUAUAAUAAAUUUCCCCAAAGACAAGAAAUACAUUGCCUUAUAUCCUAAUACCUCCAAAGAUAACAAUACCGAAAAAGUCGAUGAAAAAACAUUAAAAGGAAUUCAAAAAUCCAAUAAAUUCAAAGACGAGUUUAGAGCUAAAAUGAAAAGUUUGAUCCUUACGAAUAAUCAUGAUUUUAAUUUUGAAGAUAUAAUAAAUAAUAAAAAAUCUAUUAAAAUAAAUCACCAUAUUGAUUCAAUUAAAGCACAAGUAAUUGCAAAUGUCGAUGAAGCUGAUAAAAUAGUAUUUAAAAGUAAUAAUCAAAGUUCUAAUUACACUAAAGUCCCCAAAAUUAAUCAUGCUGAUAAUAAUUAUAUUACUAUUAACAAGAAUAAAAACAAUGAUAAUGAUGAAGAAGAUGAUUUUUUUGAAUAAAAAAAUGAAUUUCACAAUCAAGUUCACAAAAAUUAAUAGAUUUUUAAUUAUAUAUACAUCAAUUAA
Molecule: messenger RNA, 966 nt
Organism: Ascoidea rubescens DSM 1968
Lineage: Eukaryota; Fungi; Ascomycota; Saccharomycetes; Ascoideales; Ascoideaceae
Gene: EFG1
Product: Efg1p
Exons: 1
Coding region: 61-900 (279 amino acids)
Biological process (GO): maturation of SSU-rRNA from tricistronic rRNA transcript (SSU-rRNA, 5.8S rRNA, LSU-rRNA)
Cellular component (GO): nucleolus; preribosome, small subunit precursor
Source: RefSeq, a predicted model, not a curated record